Molecule: messenger RNA, 2951 nt
Organism: Benincasa hispida (wax gourd)
Lineage: Eukaryota; Viridiplantae; Streptophyta; Magnoliopsida; Cucurbitales; Cucurbitaceae
Gene: ABCG7
Product: ABC-2 type transporter family protein
Biological process (GO): transmembrane transport
Cellular component (GO): membrane
Molecular function (GO): ABC-type transporter activity; ATP binding; ATP hydrolysis activity
Source: RefSeq, a predicted model, not a curated record
UUCUCGAAGACUUGAAAGCUUCCACUACUGCGCGAGUGAGCUUCUUACCAAUACCCAAUACACCCAUCUUAUCUUCUACGUUACACUCGUUGUCUCGUCUGUUACGAGAAUCCGGCCAAUUUCUUUCUCAACAGACGACGCCGCCAUCGGAAUCUCCUGUAGGUACGGGGACCUUCCGGUAGUCUCUUGCGCGGUGGCGCACUGCUCAACUCCGCCGGAGUGGAAUGGUGAAAUUUGACCGGAAAAGAGUGGGCCAGACGGUCAAGAGCCUUGGCGGGAACGGCGUUGGCCAAGUUUUGGUCGCCGUGGCGGCGGCUCUCCUCGUCCGUCUUUUCUCUGGACCCGAACCUGCUCUUCCGCCGGAUUACGACAUCGAGCUCGAGGACGGAGAGAAGGAAGAUGGAGACAUUGACUUCGGGGAAGAAGCUCCACCCUCCGGGAAAGUUACGCCGGUGAAAAUCCGAUGGUGCAAUAUCUCGUGCUCUCUCUCUGAUAAAUCCUCCAAAUCAGUGAGAUGGCUGCUUAAGAAUGUUAGCGGAGAAGCAAAACCAGGAAGAUUAUUGGCAAUAAUGGGGCCGUCAGGUUCAGGAAAAACAACGUUGCUCAAUAUUCUGGCUGGUCAGCUAGCGGCUUCACCAUGGUUACAUCUCUCAGGCAUUAUAGACUUCAAUGGAAAAGCUGAUUCAAAUAAGAGAGCUUACAGGUUGGCAUAUGUGAGACAGGAGGACCUCUUUUUCUCACAGCUAACUGUGCGAGAGACACUGAAGCUUGCUGCUGAACUUCAGCUUACUGAGAUGUCUUCUGUAGAAGAGAGGGAAGAAUAUGUUAACAAUCUGCUCUUGAAACUAGGUUUGGUAAACUGUGCUGAAUCAUGUGUUGGUGAUGCAAGAGUUCGUGGGAUCAGUGGGGGUGAAAAGAAACGCUUGUCCCUUGCAUGUGAACUGAUUGCCAGCCCAUCUGUUAUAUUUGCAGAUGAACCUACGACAGGACUUGAUGCAUUCCAGGCUGAGAAAGUAGUGGAGACACUUCAACAACUUGCGAAGGAUGGGCACACUGUAAUCUGCUCCAUACAUCAACCAAGAGGUUCUGUGUACAGCAAAUUUGAUGAUAUCAUAUUGUUGACAGAGGGUGCUCUUGUCUAUGCUGGUCCUGCUCACGAGGAACCUUUAGAUUACUUCUCUAAAUUUGGGUAUAAUUGCCCGGACCAUGUGAAUCCCGCUGAGUUUCUGGCAGAUCUUAUAUCAAUUGACUAUAGUUCUGCAGACAGCGUGUACUCCUCUCAGAAGAGAAUCUGCAGUCUUGUUGAAUCAUUCUCACGAUACUCUUCAACAAUUUUGUAUGCAAACCCAAUUGAGAAAAGGCAGGUCUUGGCUGAUAAAGAAUUCAGGAAAAGUAAGCUUUUGAAGAAAGGAGGUUGGUGGAAGGAAUUCUGCUUGCUCCUCAAGCGUGCAUGGAUGCAGGCUUCUCGGGAUGGACCAACAAAUAAGGUUCGAGCACGAAUGUCCAUUGCAUCAGCUAUUAUAUUUGGUUCAGUCUUUUGGAGAAUGGGAAGAUCUCAAACAUCAAUCCAGGAUAGGAUGGGUUUGCUUCAGGUUGCAGCAAUCAACACUGCAAUGGCUGCUCUCACCAAGACUGUGGGUGUUUUUCCGAAGGAACGUGCAAUUGUUGACAGGGAGCGUGCAAAGGGAUCUUAUACAUUAGGCCCAUAUUUGCUUUCUAAAUUGUUGGCCGAGAUUCCAAUUGGAGCUGCUUUUCCACUGGUAUUUGGGGCUAUUUUGUACCCCAUGGCUCGUCUUCACCCAACUGCAUCAAGAUUUGGGAAGUUCUGCAGUAUUGUCACGGUUGAAUCUUUUGCUGCAUCUGCUAUGGGGCUCACCGUAGGAGCUAUGGUUCCUAGCACAGAAGCAGCAAUGGCAGUGGGACCCUCACUCAUGACAGUUUUUAUUGUAUUUGGUGGCUAUUAUGUCAAUGCAGACAACACGCCGAUCAUCUUUCGUUGGAUUCCUAGUGUUUCUCUUAUAAGAUGGGCCUUUCAAGGGCUUUGCAUCAAUGAGUUUAAAGGACUUCAAUUUGAUUGUCAGCAUUCGUUCGAUAUUCAAACGGGAGAACAGGCACUCGAACGACUCUCUUUUGGUCGAAGCCGUAUUAGGGAUACAUUGAUAGCUCAGAGUAGGAUACUGUUGUUCUGGUAUUAUACCACCUACCUUCUCCUAGAAAAAAACAAGCCCAAGUACCAGGAGCUUGAGCCACCGCCUCCCGACGAAAUACAGCCCAAUCUACUAAUCGAAACCUUUGACAAUGACAACUUGCACAAAACCCAACGCGAGGGAGAUUUACCAAUAGAAACCUUUGAUAAUGACUACUUGGACAAAACCCAACCUGAGGGAGAUCUACAAUUGGAAACCUUUGAUAACGAAAACUUGGACAAAACCCAACCUGAGGGAGAUCUACAAUUGGAAACCUUUAAUAACGAAAACUUGGACAAAACCCAACCUGAGGGAGAUCUACAAAUCAAAUCCUUUGACAAUGACAACAUGGAGAAACCCCAACCUGAGGGACCUCUCGAUCAAGUUGAAUCGAAGGAUGAUGAUAUUGAAACACCCCAAAUCUAUCAAAUUCGACCGUUUAUUCUAGAAGGUGCUAAGUAAGGAGAUGUCAUGGCAAAUAAAGGAGGGCCUGUUGCCUUACUUAACCAAAUAAGCUGUUCUAGUUGUAAAAUGUGAAACAAUGCAGUUAUUUUGCAUCAAUGCAUAAUUGAGUCAUGAAUUUAAUGUGUAAUAGUAAUUUUGAUGAGGUUUACAUUUUGGAGAAGAUGAAGGAUGAUGACAUGAUGGUUGGACAGCAUGGAUGAAAAUAUGCAUCAUCAUGGCAUCUUGACUCCAAAGUUUAAACUAAACACUUUUUAACCCAAUUAGCAGGUAAGUACCAAAUUGCUUCUUUAAUAUGCUUAA